Molecule: messenger RNA, 566 nt
Organism: Triticum aestivum (bread wheat)
Lineage: Eukaryota; Viridiplantae; Streptophyta; Magnoliopsida; Poales; Poaceae
Exons: 1
Coding region: 9-347 (112 amino acids)
Source: RefSeq, a predicted model, not a curated record
GGUACCACAUGGACGCGCUCUUCGAGCAACUCUCCGCCGUCGCCGACAUGGCUCUCGACCUCGACGGCCGGGGCUUCGACCCAGAACAGCUCGCCGGCGUCCUCGCGCUCUUCGAGGGCGAGGCGCACGCCUCGUGGGCGGCGGCCGAGGCGGAGUACGAGGCGGUGGCCCGCGGCACCGAGGCGGCCGUGGCGACCGCUCAGGGCCACCUGAACGCCGUCAUGGGCGCGGCCGUCGGCAAGUACCGCGGCUCAGCCGGCGAGGCCGACGCGCUGUCCGCGGCCAUGGCGGCGAUGGAUACGGCCUUCAAGGCAACGUCCGGGACACAUCCCUCCUCACGCCCGUGAGAUCGAGCGGGAAAGAUCUGUGCGCGCACGCACCGCAAGACCGGUCGAUAUGCUCCAUGAGCAUGUACGUAUGUGCCUGGCUGCAUGGCUGGUCUAUGAGACUAUGACUAUGAUGAUGUACUCGUAUGGAAACCAGAGCACCUGUGUUUGUUGACCUCGUGUUCAUGGCUGUGCGCAUCGGCAUGUGUGGUGUCAUUUCCGAACGGAUGCACACGGUCC